AUGCUAUUGGAUUGUGAACUUGGAAUAGGCUCGGUAUUCCUCUACUCAACAGGAGCUGUGGAGAUUCUGUAUAUUUCUGACCCCAGCAUGAUCAAGGACAGAGCCACUGUCAUGAUAGAACUAAUUGUGGGGGCUUCUGUCCCACUGCUAGAAGCAUGGGAGAGCAUGCUUGACGAUGCAGGAGGGAGUAAAGAGAUAGAUGUGGAUGGUUAUUUGCGGAAUUUUUCGGCGGAUGUAAUCGCCAGGGCAUGUUUUGGCAGCGAUUUCACAACAGGGGAAGAAAUAUUCCACAAGCUGAGGCAGCUUCAGAAGGCAAUUUCUCAGCAAGAUCCACUUAUUGGAUUAUCUGCAGUGUGGUAA
Messenger RNA from Triticum turgidum subsp. durum (durum wheat), 360 nucleotides. The record is from the annotation of a GenBank genome assembly. Lineage: Eukaryota; Viridiplantae; Streptophyta; Magnoliopsida; Poales; Poaceae.